This is a messenger RNA of Sorex araneus (European shrew), 2660 nucleotides long. It is a transcript of the gene CUEDC1, whose product is annotated as CUE domain containing 1. Gene Ontology annotation, molecular function: ubiquitin binding. NCBI's taxonomy places the organism in Eukaryota, Metazoa, Chordata, Mammalia, Eulipotyphla, Soricidae. The record is from RefSeq and is a predicted model, not a curated record.
CGCCCGCCGCUAGGAACCCGGCAGCUCGGCGCUUUCUCCGCCCCCCGCGCCCCGGCCGCGCCGCCGCCGCCCGAUCGCCGCCCCUCCCCCAGCCCCCGGCCCACCGGCCCGCGGGGCGCGGACGCGCGUGGCGGCUGCUCGGUGGGACACUCGCCGGAGCCGGCCCCAGCAUGCUCGCCGAGUGUGGAUGAGCCGCCGCCCAGGCCCGGAUGCCGCCGGCCCGCAAGGCCCGCACCGCCAGCGCCGCGUCCAGCGCGGGCCCCGCGCGCUAGCCCGCUGACCCGGGGCGCGGAGAGGACGCGCGGGAGGGCGGCCACGGCGCAGGGGCCCGGGGGCCGGGGCUCGGCGCGGCCCGGGGCCACCCUCACGCGGCGCCUGGGCAGGAUGACCAGCCUGUUCCGCCGGAGCGGCGGCGGCGGCGGCGGUGGCGGGGGCGCGGCCGGGGCGCGCGGGGGGCGCGGCGGGCCCGGGCCCGCGGCCGCCGCGCAGGAGCUUAACAACAGCCGGCCCGCGCGCCAGGUCCGCCGCCUGGAGUUCAACCAGGCCAUGGACGACUUCAAGACCAUGUUCCCCAACCUGGACUACGACAUCAUCGAGUGCGUGCUGCGCGCCAACAGUGGUGCCGUGGACGCCACCAUCGACCAGCUGCUGCAGAUGAACCUGGAGGGCGGCGGCGUGUACGAGGACAGCUCCGACUCCGAGGACAGCAUCCCCGUGGAGAUCUUGGAGAGGACAUUGGAGCCCGACAGCUCGGAUGAGGAGCCCCCGCCCGUGUACUCCCCACCAGCCUACCACAUGCACAUGUUCGACAGGCCCUACCCGCUGGCUCCCCCCACGCCACCUCCACGCAUCGACCUGCAGAGCUGCGGACCCCCUUCCAGCCAGAGGCGCUACAGGAACUGGAACCCCCCCCUGCUGGGCAGCCUCCCUGAGGACUUCCUGCGGAUCCUCCCUCAGCAGCUGGACAGUGUCCAGGGCAACCCCGGGGGCUCCAAGCCCAGGAGCGGAGAGGGAGGCCCACCGCCCACAGCUGGCCCCGGGCCCCGCGACCAGGACAGCCGCUGGAAGCAGUACCUGGAGGACGAAAGGGUCGCGCUGUUCCUGCAGAACGAGGAGUUCAUGAAGGAGCUGCAGCGGAACCGCGACUUCCUCCUUGCCCUGGAGCGAGAUCGGUUGAAAUACGAGUCCCAGAAAUCCAGGUCCAGCAGUGUGGCUGUGGGAAGCGACUUCAGCUUGGCCCCUGCUGUCCCAGGAGCCAGCGACGCCAACCCCGGCGCGUCUGAAGACGCCUUGUUCAGAGACAAGUUGAAACACAUGGGGAAAUCUACCCGGAAGAAGCUGUUUGAACUAGCCAGGGCCUUCUCGGAGAAAACCAAGAUGAGGAAGUCCAAAAGGAAACACUUGUUAAAGCAUCAGCCAUUGGGAGCUGCAGCGUCAACAGCCAAUCUCCUGGACGACGUGGAGGGCCACCCCUGCGAUGAGGACUCCCGGGGCAGGCGACAAGAGGGCCCCAAGGCGGAGGACAGCCUCAGAGAAGGGCAGUAGGAGGUCAGCACCUCCUCUUCUCCGGAGACAUCUGAGCUGCCGCCGGACAGAUGGUGCUCGAGUACCAAGGCCCAGAGACCCUCCGGCCUGCCCAGCCCAGCCACUGCCACUCUGCACGGGGCUCAAGCUGCCAGGAGGAUGGCUGCCAGGCACGGAGCCCUGGAGCCGGCUGUUCUGGGCCAGUGAGUGGAAAUGCAGGAACCACCCCCCUAAGUCGUCCCCAGCGCAGCCAAGGAUGGAGCACCACGAAGACCCGCUCGAGUCUCUGCACAGAACCGGAGCCCCAGACUCCCUCCCCCUCAGCUCCCGCUGGACCCUGGACACUGCCCCCUGCCCUCCCGCUCUCCCAGCUCCUGCGGGGGCCCCUGCCCUAUGCACUCGGCCUUGCCCGGGGUGCCUGACGUGGGGCUGAAGGCAGAGCCCGGGACUGCCUCCCUGGGAUGCGGUGGGGGGCUGAGGGGCCACCCUAGAGAGCCGUCAGCUGGUCGUUCUGGUCGGGGCUGGCCUGGACCCCAGCAGGGAUGGGGUGGCCCCCGGAGCUGGAGGGCCAGGGGAUGCGGGGCUGGUCACUGGAGCAGAAGCCUGGAGCCACUUCUGCAGGGACUGGAGGGAGGGCGGGCCACUGCCGCCUCUGAAGGACUCUGGGCCGGGUCGCUGGGGGUCCCUCGCCAAGGGCUAGGAGGUGGACUUUGGUCCUGGACCCUCACUUGUCACACCACUGCCAGCAGGAAAGCAGCCCAGCCCCCACGGGGCUGCGGGUGGGCGCCAGCAAGGCCCUGGAGACGUGAGGGCGUGGCUCUGCACCCCCAAAAGACCGUGGCUGUGCCCGCAGUGACUGAACUUGAAAGUGCAGGUGGGGCAGGCCUGAGGCUGCUGCCCCAUCGCUAGGUGCCCCAGGGCCACCCACGCCCCCAGGGAGCUGGAGUUGGGGCUCAGCUGGAUGGGGGAGGGGCCUCUGCACUGAGCCGAGCCCCACCCCCACAGCUGCGUGUGUUGCUUUGUUAGUUGUCGGGUGGUUUUAUUUUCAUUGUUUCCUCUUUUAUGUGUGGGUUUUUUUUUUUCUUGGAGCCAUUUAUAGGAAUUUCUGUAAUAAAGACUUGGUGUUCUCCUACUGA